Messenger RNA from Antechinus flavipes (yellow-footed antechinus), 635 nucleotides. It is a transcript of the gene TFF2, whose product is annotated as trefoil factor 2. The transcript is spliced from 4 exons. Gene Ontology annotation, molecular function: CXCR4 chemokine receptor binding. Lineage: Eukaryota; Metazoa; Chordata; Mammalia; Dasyuromorphia; Dasyuridae. The record is from RefSeq and is a predicted model, not a curated record. Gene Ontology annotation, biological process: negative regulation of gastric acid secretion; chemokine-mediated signaling pathway; maintenance of gastrointestinal epithelium. The coding region runs from base 41 to 430 and encodes 129 amino acids.
CCCACUUUCUCCUUUGGCAAGUGAAGGCUAAGCACCCAAAAUGGAACCUCAGAGUCCUUGGUUCCUGCUGAUUCUCUUUAUCCUAGGCCUGUGCACUGGAGUUGAAGGGGAGAAACCAUCUGCAUGUCAGUGUUCAAGACUGGACCCAAAGAACAGAAAGAACUGUGGAUUCCCAGGGAUUUCUGGUGAAGAAUGCUUUGCUUCUGGAUGUUGUUUUGAUACUCAGGUUCCUGGAGUUCCCUGGUGUUUCACUCCUCUGCCAAAGGAAGAGUCUGAAGAGUGUGUCAUGGAAGUAAAGGCAAGAGUAAAUUGUGGAUAUCCAGCAAUUUCCCCUGAGACAUGCAAAUCACGAGGAUGCUGCUUUGAUGACCAGAUCCCUGAAGUACCUUGGUGUUUCUACCCUCUUCCUGUAAAUGAAUGCCAUUAUUAAAACUACUGGCUCCAGAUAAUUAAUUUUCCCCAUUAGAUAUUCUGAGAAAAGAAGAAACAAAAGAACAUACUCAUCUCCCUAAAUUUCAUUUUCUGUAAUUACAAUAAUUUUAUGGUGUAUAAAUUAGAGGUUUCACCUUCUUAUUCUUUUCAAUGGUUGAGAACAUAACUUCUUCAAAUAAAAAGUUUUCUUAAUAUGUAUUAAA